UUUGAUGUCGGGGUCUUCAUCCCUACUGGCAUCAACAACCUCUUUUAUAAUCUCCUGGUCGCGAUGAUCAGAGCAAUUCUCGUGCUCAUCACCGUCCGUUCGAUAACUACUUCCAUACUUCUUGCUCAGUACUCUUGAUCUCUUCAGCACACCCUCAUUCGAAUUUCGAAUUUCUAAUUUCUAAUUUCAAAUGGGCUCUGGACCUGCUCAUUCGCAACCAAAGUGGGAGCUCCUAAACUUUCUAUUCUCGGUGAUAGCGAAGGAUGUUUGAUUUUAUCAGCAAUUAAUGGCAACAAGGAAAGGAACAAGGUGAUGAUCACAGAGAAUUGGACGGCGGAGAUCACAAGAUGGACCGCCGGAGUUGGCUGUGGCGGCGGAAGCCGUCGGAGAAGAGAACCGGUGGCGAGACCGAGAGCUCGGGCUCACCAUCUUCGCAUUCCGCGAGGUUUUCAGAUGAUCAGGAAGUGUUGAAGGUUUCUCCAAAUCACACUCAAUCCCCGGAGAUCUCUUCGAAAAGUGCUUCUGACGAAGUAAAUGAAACCGUAAAGGCUUUGACUGAGAAACUAUCGGGUGCGCUUUUGAAGAUAAGUGCUAAAGAGGAUUUAGUGAACCAGCAUGCAAAAGUCGCAGAAGAAGCUGUUCUAGGCUGGGAAAAAGCGGAAAAAGAAGUUUCAGCUUUGAAACAACAGCUUCAUGCUGCAGCUCAAAAGAACUCGAAUCUUGAAGAUAGGAUUGGACACCUCGAUGACGCCCUGAAGGAGUGCUUAAGGCAUCUCCGACGGUUAAGACAGGAUCAAGAACAGAAAAUUCAUGAUGGUCUCAUUCAGCAAAGUCAGAAGUGGGAGUCAGAAAGGCAGGAGCUUGAGAGAAAAGCAGUUGAUCUCCGAGCCCAGCUGGAAUCAAAAGCCGGAACUUCCAUCUCCUUCGACCAUGAGCUUUUCCUAAAACUCGAUUCUCUCGGGAAAGAGAAUUCGGCUCUUAAAGUUGAACUAAUGUCAUAUCGCGAGGAUCUCCAAAUCAGGACAGUAGAGAAAGAGCUUCUCACGAAAGCAGCAGAAGCGGCGAGUAAGCAGCACUUGGAGAGCGUAAAGAAGGCCGCCAAGAUCGAAGCCGAAUGCCGCCGGCUCCGCGCUUCCGCACGGAAAUCGAUGCUAACGAAUGAGUUUAGGCCUGUGCCGAGCUCGGUUUGCAUGGAAUCUAUCGCGGACAGUCUAUCAGACUGUGGCUCGGAUUCGUGGGCGUCAGCUCUAAUUAGCGAGCUUGAUCAGUUCAAAAGUGAGAAGAGAAGUACGAGAAGUAUCACUCCUUCGGUAGAAAUUGACUUAAUGGAUGAUUUUCUUGAAAUGGAAAGGCUCGCGGCAUUGCCCGAGGCUUCCCUCGGAAGCUCUGCUCAUGAGCUAGAAGCUGAUUCUGAAUGCACUGUUAGAAGAAGCUGCUUAUCGCAACAUGAAUUAGAAGAUGUAAAUGGACAAAUGGUUGAGUUAGAGGAGAAGGUUGCGAAGUUAGAGACCGGGAAAGGCGAACUUGAAAAGGCUUUGGAGAAAGCUCGGUAUCUGCUUUUGGCUUCGUCAGAGAAGUCGGACGAGUUGCAACGGCGGCUGAAUGUAUUAAAUGGGGAAAAGCAUGCUCUUGAGGUAGAAGCAGAAGCUAUGGAGGCAAAGAGAGGUGAAUUGGAACUUCAACUCGAUGCAGCACGGAUGGAAAUCGGGGACUUAAAGAAGAGGGUGGGAUUACUAGAAGAAAAGGUCGAAGACGAGAAGUGCUAUUCGGAGAAGCUCAAAGCUAGGUGUAAGAAAAUGGAUGCAUUGGAAGCUAAAAAAAAUGAGACGGAACUUCUUCUUGAAUCCGCACUUUCGGAUGCCAGAAUGUUGAGGGACAAGUCUAGUUUCUUAGAAAAGAAAGUUGAGGAGAAUACGGCGUUGUUGGAGAAAAAAGAGGCAAAGAAAAAAGAAGUAGAAUUCGAGCUCGGGCUAGCACAUAAAGAAAUCAUGAUGUUAAAGGAAAAAGUGAGUUCACUAGAAAGGAAAGUUGACGAAGAGAGGGCGUUGUCGAUCGAAUUCGAAUCUAAAUAUCAAGAAAUGGAGGACUUGGUAGCAAGAAACGAGGAAUUAUCCAAUAUGUAUCGGACUUCUGCGGAAGCCAAAGAGGCGAGGGCGAAGGAACUAGAAGAUCAACUAUACUUGGCAAAUCUUGAAGUUGAGAUGUUACGAAAGAAGGCGAGUUCAUUAGAAGAGAACGUUGAGGAAGAGAGGAAGUUGUCUGCAGUAAAUGCAGUUGAGAUAGAAGCUUCUAAAGUGAUGCAAAAAGAAACGGCGGCUAAGCUCGCGUCAGCACAAAGCAAAGCCGCAGAAUUACGUGGAAGUUUGGAUUUUUCACAAAAAGAAGUCCUCAAAGAGAAGGCUUUGUCAGCGAAAUUAGCAGCAAAGUGUCAGAAUUUAGAGGAUGAGUUGUUCAGAAGAAAAGGUGAAUAUGAUCAUAAACAGCCCAUGAUUGGCAGGGAUUUGAACAUUAAACAGGAGAAAGAGCUCGGUCACGCGGCCGAUAAGCUAGCAAAGUGCCAGAAAACAAUAGCUUCUCUUCACCAGCAGCUGAAGACAUUAGCAUCUUUUGAUGAUUUCCUGCUUGAAGCUGAGAAGAUGGAGUUAACUAUUGAAAACACUUUGGUUGUUUGACAUCACAAGCUUCAUCAUCCUGUUGAUCUGGGCUCGAAGAGCUCGAAUCUCAAAGCAGAAGUGCAAGUCAUACAGAUAGAGAGUAAACAUAUAGAAAGAAAAUAAUUUUUUUAGUUUUUGUAGAUUGAUGUAUAUUGAAGCAAAUUGUGACAUGUGGGACAUGCUUUUAUUUUCCUUUUUGGUGUUGUUGUUUCUAGUUUUUGUUUAUUAUUAUUAUUAUUAUUAUUAUUUUAUGUGAUUGUUAUUAGAGAGAUACCUUUUUGUGGAUCUAUUAACUGUUUCUUUUAGUUAAA
Molecule: messenger RNA, 2965 nt
Organism: Ananas comosus (pineapple)
Lineage: Eukaryota; Viridiplantae; Streptophyta; Magnoliopsida; Poales; Bromeliaceae
Product: filament-like plant protein 3
Exons: 5
Coding region: 348-2672 (774 amino acids)
Source: RefSeq, a predicted model, not a curated record